This is a messenger RNA of Linum tenue, 138 nucleotides long. The record is from the annotation of a GenBank genome assembly. Lineage: Eukaryota; Viridiplantae; Streptophyta; Magnoliopsida; Malpighiales; Linaceae.
AUGCUUGGUGGUGAAUUUGGGAAUGGCACUUCUCACUUGAAAAGUCAUGUUAGGACUUGUAUGCAGAGGAGGAUUCAAGAAGGAAAACAAAAAGUACUCGGUCCUGAUUUCCUUGCAAAGGGGAAAGGGAAAUGGUAG